AUGCAUCCGGAGGACACGACGUUGUCGACGCAUCUGGUCGCGGAGGAGCUGGUGGGUUAUCUCUCCCUUGCGGCUCGCUUUCAGUACAAGGAGCCGACAACGUUAUCAUUAGGGAACAUCGGCCAACACAUAACUGAACGCGACGGUCUCGGCCACAAACGCAGAGUGUCUGCCGCUGAUAAGCUCAUUGGUUCAGCACAGAUUGUACUUGGAAAGAUUACGAAGAAUGCAGACAUGAUUGCCAAGGGAGAGAAACGCAAAGUCGACGGCGCCGUGGCCAAAGUGAUAUCCGAGGUACUCAGCGGGAUCAUUCUUGGUCCUUCUAUUAUGGGCAGGAUUCCACGAUUCACUAGUACAAUCUUUCCUCCCGAGUCGCUCUCGUAUCUCACCUUGACUGCGAACAUCGGCCUGGUUCUCUUUUUAUUCCUCGUCGGACUCGAGACGGACACGAGGGUCAUCAGCCGCAAUGCACGAUUCUCUGUCUUCGUAGCGGCGGGCGGGAUGAUCUUGCCCUUUGGUCUUGGGACCGGAGUCGCGAGCUUGGUAUACAACAAGUUUGUAGAUUCAUCAGAGGUCUCAUUUGGCAAUUUUCUACUAUUUGUCGGGGUGGCAUUCGCCAUUACGGCAUUCCCAGUUCUCUGUCGCAUCCUCACCGAACUCAACCUCCUCGAGACGACUGUCGGGAUCGUCGUUCUAUCAGCAGGUGUAGGAAACGAUAUCAUAGCAUGGGUGCUUCUUGCACUCGCCGUUUCGCUCGUCAAUGCGUCCUCCGGGUUGACUGCCCUUUGGGUGUUGUUGGCGACAACGGCAUUUGCAAUUUUCAUUCUGAUCCCCGUUCGGUAUGCGUUUGUCCGACUCGCGAAACGAACUGGUGCAUUAGAGGAGGGCCAGCCUUCAGCCUUCAUGAUGACAGUUGUUAUUCUCAUCGUAUUUGCCAGUGCAUUCUGCACGGAUAUCUUGGGUGUUCAUCCCAUCUUUGGUGGAUUCUUGGCUGGGCUUGUCAUUCCGCACGAAAGUGGCUUUGCCAUCUCGCUGACGGAAAAGCUCGAGGAUCUUGUAUCCCUGCUGUUUCUUCCACUGUAUUUUACUCUUUCGGGUCUCAAGACUGACCUCGGACUUCUCGACAAUGGGAUUACCUGGGCUUACACCAUCCUCAUCCUCGUCGUCGCGUUUAUCGGAAAGUUUGUCGGCGCCUCCACGACUUCCAAAUGGCUUGGAUUCAGCUGGCGCGAAGCGGGUGCCAUCGGCAUCCUCAUGAGCUGUAAAGGUUUGGUCGAACUCAUCGUGCUCAAUAUUGGGUUGCAAGCAGGAAUUUUGUCUCCACGCGUUUUUGCCAUGUUUGUAAUUGAAGCGCUCGUUUUGACCUUCAUUACCACUCCCCUGACUCUCCUUGUCUAUCCCCCGGAGCAUCGGACCCUCCAUUCCGCCCCCAAGCCCAGAGUGGACGAAGAGUCUCGGCGCAAUAUCGAGUCCUCAAGAGGCAUCACGACCUCUGGGGAGACGGAAGCACUGAGCAUCAAGCGUCGUAUCGCUGUCAUGCUCUAUAAGAUGGAGAAUCUCUCCCCUCUUAUGACCAUGACCCAGCUACUCGGUGCAUCCGCUAGUCCAAACUCUUCCCGAAACUCGACAAUGGCGGGAAAGUCCGAUCCCAAAUCCAAGGAGCCAAUAACGGAGGGUCCUCAGAGUGCCCCAGUAGUGGGGAGCUCUUCUUCAGCGGCAACGCUUGUGGCUGGUCCCACUUUGGAUGCACUACGACUCAUGGAUCUCAGCGAACGUACUUCAGCUGUGAUGUACGGUAGUGUAACUGCCGAGUUAUUGCACCGCGACCCGAUGGUUGCCGCGUUGAGAACGUUUGCACGUCUUCACAAUGCCCCCGUCACUACAGCCGCACUUUCCGUUAUCCCAUACGACGAAUUCCCCGUCAAGCUUUGCGAGCGAGCCAAAGAAGUGGCAGCCGAUCUCGUACUUCUUCCCUGGAACACUAGUCUGCAUCCAGUUGUGGAGGUAGUCUCACCUGCGCGCGCCGGAGAACCAUCGUCCUACAAUCCGUUUGAAGGUGUAUUUGGAAAGGCCGGAAGUACGCAAGCUCAUACUUCCUCUGAAAAGUCGGCGGCCGUUCUCUAUGCCCACUUUAUCCGUAGAGUGUUCUCACUCUCCUUUGCGGAUGUUGCUCUAUUCAUCGAGCACGAGGAUAACGGUGCAGAGCAGGAAGAGGAACUCAACGAGAUUACAAAGCCUUUGAAGACCGGCUACACCAUCUUCCUCCCUUACUUUGGCGGUCCCGAUGAUCGACUUGCUCUCAACUUUGUCGUCCAGCUGUGCAGCAACGGGAACGGUGCUGUUCAAGCGAGAAUUGUCAGAAUCACGAAGACGGAGCCAGAACUGUCGCCCGAAGCAUCUAAGGGAGUCAGUCCGGACCAUAAUGAGGCAGCGAAUAUGCUGAGCGUUCAGACGGCAACCGGCUUUCCUGACACAGUCUAUGGACCGGAGAACACCCAACACCGUCUUGAGAGUGAGACCGCAGACAACCUCGUCUGGGACCGAUUUGCGAACCGUGGCCCAGAGGCACCCGCGCUGAACCCAGAGAUCGAGCGAGCAUUAACGCACAUCACGUUUACAGAGCUAUCUACGCCGACGCCACUUGCCAGCUGCAUUGAACAGCUCUCAGAGAUGUCAAGCACAGAGCUUAGCUUGGGUACCGCUCGUGGAUACAUGAAGAAUGUUAUGGCAGUUGUCGGUAGAGGCCGUCGUCUCGCCAUCGAAGACCAUCAUUUAGAGUUGAAGUCCUUGCUCUCGACCGGUAAUGCCUCUCAGAACCAUGUCAGCAGUGACGCCAGAAAGACGUUAGGAGACGUAGGAGCGGCAUUCAUUGUCGCGGGCCCUUCGAGCAUUGCGCUGCUUGUCAUGCAGGCAGCUCACGCAUCUACCGACGUUUGA
Messenger RNA from Serendipita indica DSM 11827, 2937 nucleotides. The record is from the annotation of a GenBank genome assembly. Lineage: Eukaryota; Fungi; Basidiomycota; Agaricomycetes; Sebacinales; Serendipitaceae.